CACUUUUAUCUGUCUCUCUCUCAGGGUGAAAUAAGUUUUGAGCAAGACUGUCUAGUUGAAGGCGGCAGCCUCGACCAAAUGCACAAUGGGACAGCGUACAGAGAGGUUCGCCAGUACCAGUCUAAUCACCAUCUGGUCCGGUUCUACUUUGUCACACGGAUCUACUCUCGCUACAUGCAGACCAUAAUGCAAGACUUUCGCAGUGGGUUAAAGCCAGAUAUACUAAUUAUAAACUCCUGCGUGUGGGAUAUUUCAAGGUACAAUUCCAAUUGGACAAAGGACUACAAGGAGAAUCUCCAUCAGUUCUUUAACGAACUGAAAGGGACUCUGCCUGUAGAGUCACUGGUCAUAUGGAACCUCACCAUGCCGGUGGGAAAGAGGAUUAAAGGCGGUUUCCUGGUGCCUGAGAUUGAACACAGGGCUCCUCAGAUAGGUUACGAUGUGGUCGAGGCAAACUUCUACAGUGGGACUCUAGCAAAUGCUUAUGGGAUGGAUGUGUUGGACCUUCACUACCAGUUUCGCUUCUUGCUGCAUCAUCGUGCUCGAGAUGGAGUCCACUGGAACGCCAUUGCCCAUCGCAGAGUAUCAACCCAUCUGCUGCUGCACACUGCGCAGGCCUGGGGUGUCAAAAUGCUCAGUCCACUUAUGUCUGUUGGGUUCAGGUUUAUUCCACUAACACUUAACCUUACUAAACCACUUCUUUUUCUAUACUCCCCUAACACAGAUGAUGCUAGUACCAGGCAGGACUUCUCCAGUGACUCCAUUCCUCAUGGCUUCAUGAGCUUUGAUAUGCCACUGACUUAUUUCCAGCCACAGCCCAAAUACACACCGGCUACAGAUGACAACUACAACUACCGGCCUCCUCACCACUAUGGUCACAAUCCGUAUGUGCUGAAGAGGAGACACACAAGACGCCAUUAUGUACCCUACACUCAUCACAGACAUUACAACGGUCAUGGACACUACUGAGUGAAGGAAGAGCAAUAAGGAGCAUACAUCCUGACACACUGGAUGCAUAAUUGAAGUUUUCUUAAAAUUUUACAUUGAUGUUUUAUUUCCUUGAGUUUUAAUUGGUAUUAUAAUUUUAAC
Sphaeramia orbicularis (orbiculate cardinalfish) is the source of this 1089-nucleotide messenger RNA. RefSeq names its product family with sequence similarity 113 (gene fam113). The record is from RefSeq and is a predicted model, not a curated record. The annotation marks the transcript as partial. NCBI's taxonomy places the organism in Eukaryota, Metazoa, Chordata, Actinopteri, Kurtiformes, Apogonidae. The transcript has 6 exons.